Trichoderma gamsii is the source of this 1455-nucleotide messenger RNA. RefSeq lists its product as hypothetical. Gene Ontology annotation, molecular function: 1,3-beta-glucanosyltransferase activity. The record is from RefSeq and is a predicted model, not a curated record. Gene Ontology annotation, biological process: fungal-type cell wall (1->3)-beta-D-glucan biosynthetic process. The transcript is spliced from 3 exons. The coding region runs from base 1 to 1455 and encodes 484 amino acids. Gene Ontology annotation, cellular component: cytoplasm; fungal-type cell wall. Lineage: Eukaryota; Fungi; Ascomycota; Sordariomycetes; Hypocreales; Hypocreaceae.
AUGCUUAUGCAAGCUGCGCUCGUGGCCCUCGCCGCCACCACCGUGGGAGCCGUCAAGCCGCUCUCCAUCAAGGGAACCGACUUUGUCGACUCCGACGGUAACAAAUUCCAGCUUGUUGGUGUUGCCUACCAGCCCGGCGGUAGUGCUGGAUACGACCCCAAGACGGGCAAGGACCCUCUCAGUGAUGCCGAUACCUGCUUGCGUGAUGCGGCUCUUCUGCAGGUCAUGGGCGUCAACGCCAUUCGCGUGUACAACCUCGACCCCAACCUGAACCACGACCAGUGCGCCAGUAUCUUCAAUGCUGCUGGCAUGUACAUGGUCCUUGACGUCAACUCUCCUCUGGUCGGCGAGUCUAUCACCUCUUCCGAGCCCUGGACGAGCUACUACGAGGCCUAUUCCAACCGCACUUUUGCGAUUGCUGAAGCUUUCGGCAACUACCCCAACACCUUGCUCUUCUUCUCCGGAAACGAGGUCAUCAACGACAUCCCCACCGCGAAAUUCGUGCCCCCUUACCUGCGCGCCGUCACCCGUGACUUGAAGAACUACAUCAAGAAGAACCUCAAGCGCCAGAUCCCCGUUGGCUACUCUGCCGCUGAUGUUCGUGAUGUUCUGUGGGAUACCUGGAACUACCUGCAGUGCUCCGAGCCCAACGAUGAUGGCGACAUGAGCCGUGCCGACGUCUUCGCCCUCAACUCGUACAGUUGGUGUGGCCCUGACGCCACCUACAAGAGCUCAUCCUACGACGUCUUGACCGAGAACUUCCAGGACACCUCUGUCCCCGUCUUCUUCAGCGAGUACGGCUGCAACACCCCCAUGCCCCGCUACUGGAACGAGGCCCAGGCCAUCUACGGCUCCGACAUGACCCCCGUCUUCUCCGGCGGCUUCGUCUACGAGUACACCGAGGAGGACAACAACUACGGCCUGGUCAACAUCACUGGUGACACCCUGAACAUCAUGGGCGACUACAACCGCCUCAAGGCCCAGUUCGCCAAGAUCGACUGGAAGACCGUGCAGUCCCAAAAGGCCAGCGGAAAGGCCCCCGCCGCUCCCAAGUGCGCUUCCAGCCUCAUCAAGGAGAAGGGCUUCGACAGCAACUUCACCCUGCCCGUCCCCCCUCCCGGCGUCCAGAAGCUCAUCGACAACGGCAUCAGCCCCAAGCCCAGCGGUUCCAUCGUCAAGGUCUCCAACUACAACGUCAAGAUGAGUGUCAAGGAUUCCGAGGGCAACGCCGUCACCGGCCUCAAGGUUGUUCCCCUCAGCGACGACGAGUCCAACUGGGCCGGCAAGAACUCUGCCGACACUGGAUCCAACUCCACCACCACCUCUGCUGGCAAGUCCGGCUCCAGCGAUGACAAGAGCGAUGACAAGAGCGAUGACAAGGACAGCGCCGCCGCCUGGAUUCACCCUGCUUCUUGGGCUCUGGCUCUGCCUUUGGUUGCCAUGCUCUUCAUCUAA